AAGCGGGGUAAACAGCCCAUUCGACCCUCUCGCGCAACAUCAAUCGAACCAUUAUGUCUUCCAUCCCCGAAGCUGUACCCAAUGUGCUCAAGCAGCUUCCGGCCUUUCACCAUGGCCCGGGUGGUGCAGUGGCCAUCCUUGAAGACGGAAACGUGCUUGGUCAACAUGUAUGGGGGUAUGCUGAUAUCGACCAGCGCAUUCCGAUGACCCCGGAAACGAUGAUGCCUAUCUGCUCGAUCACCAAACAGAUGGUGUGCAUGUGCCUUAAGGCACUCGAGAGACAACUACAGUCCCAGCUCGGAGGCGAUGAUGGUCAAGUCCAGUCACACCUAGAAUCCCAUUUUCGCGAGGUAUGCCCCGAUAACCUCGACGCCUUCGCAGAAGCCUCCAGACCGAGCCUCCGUCAACUCUGCGACAACCAAUCCGGGCUGCGAGACUACUGGGCCCUGACUACACUCUGGGGCGCUCGACCGGACGGCGUCUUCUCAUUGCCCGAAGCCGGUGAAAAGAUGCUCGAGCGCCUGGGUGUCCCUCAUUUCACCCCAGGGACCCAAUACUCCUACGCCAACACCAACUUCCACAUCCUGGCGCGGGUCAUCGAGCGCUGCAGUAGCGGCUGUUCCCCCUCCGGAAACAAGUCGUUGGGCGAGUGGCUCAGCGAGCAGGUUUUCACCCCGGCGGCGAUGGCGUCCGCGUGCUUACAUCCGGACAAUGCAUCUUUGCCCGGAGAUUGCGUGGGGUACGAAGGGGACGCGGCGCGCGGCUACAUCGCCGCUGCCAAUCGAAUCCACUGGUCCGGUGAUGCGGGCGUUGUGGCUUCGCUGGCGGACAUGAUCGCCUACGAGAGGUUCCUCCAUCGCAGCCAGGCGGACGAGACGAGCAUCUAUCGGGAAAUGGCUCUCCCUCCGACUUUCGCGGACGGGACCCCAGCCCCCUACGGCUACGGCCUCGAACACGUUGUGGUGGUGGGCGUGCCGACAGUCGGCCACGGGGGUGCCCUGCGCGGCUACCGCCUGCACAGGCGUCAUGUUCCCUCUCGGAAGCUGUCUGUAAUAGUAAUGUUCAAUCAUGAGGCGGACGCGGAGAUGGCAGCGCAGGAUAUUUUGGCGAGGCUUCUGAAGAAAGACGAAGUGCUACGCUCAGUAUCCCACAGUGUGACGCUCAGCGCGCAAAUCUGGCCGGGAUCCUACUGGGACGAAGAGGCUUGCCUGGCCAUUGAGGUGGAACAUCGCCCUGAUACUGGGGAUAUUGUCGUCACCUACGCGGGCGAACCGGACACUUUGGUCCUCGUGCGACCAGAUCGGGCUGAAUCUCGCACCACCUUGGCAACGCUGGAGGAUGGCCGUCUCCGUCUCGACUGGCCGCAGGCGAAUAGGCACAUCACUGCCCACCGGCUUGCCCGCUCUCCUACACAGCCAGACGGGAAGGCUUUUGCUGGGACUUAUGUCUGCCGCGAACUGGACUCAACUUUCCAGUGUGUCGAAAGUGGCGGACAGCUGUAUGGAUACUUCGAUGGUUUUCUCGGGCGUGGCCCGGUGCAUUUUAUGCGCUACUUGGGCGAGUGCAAGGACGGAUUCGUGUGGGCUUUAGCCUGUCCGCGCGGAAUGGAUGCCCCCGCACCGGGGGACUGGAGUCUUUGUUUCACUCGCAACGAGGAUGAGUCAGUCUCGGGCGUGACGGUUAGUUGUUGGCUGGCUAGGCGUGCCGUGUUUGCACGAAGGUCGUAGCGGUUGGCUUCAGUCAGACAUGGCUCAAGCCUUGUCGAUAUAAAUUACUAGUAUGGUAUGAGCACGCGCAUGGAUAUGCCAAUUUUCACUGUUCUCCAUCACAGCUUCGUGGCUCAUUUAUCUUGGAUCGUCCUAGC
Aspergillus uvarum CBS 121591 is the source of this 1864-nucleotide messenger RNA. RefSeq names its product beta-lactamase/transpeptidase-like protein. Bases 54 to 1727 code for a protein of 557 amino acids. The transcript has a single exon. Gene Ontology annotation, molecular function: aminopeptidase activity. The record is from RefSeq and is a predicted model, not a curated record. Lineage: Eukaryota; Fungi; Ascomycota; Eurotiomycetes; Eurotiales; Aspergillaceae.